Messenger RNA from Lactuca sativa (garden lettuce), 756 nucleotides. RefSeq lists its product as uncharacterized. Gene Ontology annotation, molecular function: growth factor activity. The record is from RefSeq and is a predicted model, not a curated record. Lineage: Eukaryota; Viridiplantae; Streptophyta; Magnoliopsida; Asterales; Asteraceae. Gene Ontology annotation, biological process: cell differentiation; regulation of root meristem growth; positive regulation of gene expression.
UGAAACAGACAUACUCCUACAAAAAAAAAAAGUAUAAAAAGUCGACAAUGAUGUCUUUAAGGUUGAUUACUAUAAGUUCGUUACUAAUAUUCGUCAUUGCAAGCACACUAUUCACUGGAUUUCGUUGCAAAGGUGGAAAUAAUGCUGGAUUCAUUGAUGUUUCAGAUGUAGAGGUACGCCCCAAGAGUGUGUACGUUGUUGCUGCAACAGCAGCAGCAAGAGAAAAGACAUUGAAAGGCCGAAAAUUGGUGGUCGACAGAGCAAUUAAGCUACACCCGAAGGCGAAAAUAAAUGUUAUGCCAACAGGAAAGCAUACAAGUUUUACGAGAAUAGGCCUUUCUAGAAACAAAAAUGUGAAUUUUGUUGCUUUCACUGAAGAUUACCAUCAACCAAGGCAUCACCCACCAAAGAACAACUAAGCAAUUAUUAGUUUUUACAUAUUUCAUUUUUCGAUUUUGUAAUUUUGACUUUUUUUAUGAAGCAUGAUGUUUAUCAAGUUUUUUACCAAAAGAUUUGAGUCGACACUUGCUUUACAUAAAAAAAGUUAAAAAUGAAAAAUGAAGAUUAUGUAAACGGAUAUACAUAUCUGCUAAAUUUUGAGCUUGAGAAAAAGGAAAUCUUUUUAGUUAAUCAAUAUGUUCUCUUCAUAGUUUUGUUUUAUGUUCUUUUCCGCUAUGUUGUACUAUUAUGGUUUUGUAAAAGAAGUGGAUGUAAGAAUGAUGAUAAAUCUUAUAUAUUUUGAUCUUUACAUGAAUG